Molecule: messenger RNA, 630 nt
Organism: Merops nubicus (carmine bee-eater)
Lineage: Eukaryota; Metazoa; Chordata; Aves; Coraciiformes; Meropidae
Gene: MIS12
Product: MIS12 kinetochore complex component
Exons: 1
Coding region: 1-630 (209 amino acids)
Biological process (GO): mitotic sister chromatid segregation; mitotic cell cycle; protein localization to kinetochore
Cellular component (GO): nucleus; chromosome, centromeric region
Source: RefSeq, a predicted model, not a curated record
AUGUCGGUCAAUCCUAUGGCCUACGAGGCGCAGUUCUUCGGGUUCACCCCCCAGACGUGCAUGCUGCGCAUCUACAUCGCCUUCCAGGACUACCUGUUCGAGGUGAUGCUGGUGGUGGAGAGCGUCAUCCUGAAGAAGCUGGCUGCCUCUCCCGCCUCCAGGAUCAGCCCCUUCCAAAUCCGGAAAAGCACCGAGCGGUUCCUGCUCUUCAUGAAGGAGCACUUCGAGAAACUCUUCAGUAAAAUGGAAGAAGUUCUUCUGCAGCUGGUGUUAAGCGUCCCGAAGAACGUGCUCCUCCCCGAGGACAAGGUCCACGAGCAGUACCCCUACAGCCAGGAGGAGUUCCGGGCGCUGCAGGACGAGAUCCAGCAGCUGCAGCGGCGGUCCAGGGCGGAGGCGGCUGCCGGGCAGGCCCUGCGGGCGGAACUGGAGGAGCAGAAGGCUGUCGGGGCUGAGCUCGAGAAGAUUUUGCAGUGGUUCGAUGGGCUUGAGACUGUCGGUCGGGAGCACGGCAUCAGCAGCUUCAAAGAGAGCUUUGCCUUCCUGACACGCAGCUCGAAGAAGCUGCAAGAUGUGCUAAAAGAUGUCGAAGAGAAAAGCAAGAGGAUAAAGAAGCACGAGCCGUCGUAA